Molecule: messenger RNA, 1589 nt
Organism: Lasiosphaeria miniovina
Lineage: Eukaryota; Fungi; Ascomycota; Sordariomycetes; Sordariales; Lasiosphaeriaceae
Exons: 2
Coding region: 242-1255 (337 amino acids)
Biological process (GO): protein insertion into ER membrane
Cellular component (GO): cytosol; TRC complex
Molecular function (GO): protein binding
Source: RefSeq, a predicted model, not a curated record
CUCUUGUUUCUGCUUGCUUUCCAUGCUUCCAUCUUUCGGGUUGGAGCUAAGGUGAUGCAUACAUAGUAUACUACCCGUUGAAACCCCGACUCGACAAGUUGACUUGCCUCGGUUCCUCCGCAACAUAUCAAGAAUACCAGCUUAUACAUGCACCUGACAGCAACAGACGAUAAACUCCCAGGCACAACCGGUAUUGAAAAGGAAGGAGAGAGAGACACAGACAGAGGAGAAAAGAGAAAAGAUGGCGACCCGACGAGACAACAAGAUCGAGAAGAUCAUCGCGCGGCUGCAGAAGCGCAUUGCCGAGGGGCAGUUCGAGGAGCAGUACGAGGCCGGGCAGGAGACGCGGCUGGUGGCGGCGCGCUACACCAAGACGGAGAACUGGGGCGCCGCCAUCGACAUCCUGUCGAGCGUGUCGCAGGCGCUGCUCAAGGCCGGGCAGGGCGGCAGCGGCGGCGACCUCGCCGUGCUGCUGGUCGACGUGUACAAGCAGGCGAAGCACAAGCCCGACGCCGAGUCGCGGGCCAAGCUGCUGACGUGCCUGCGCCUGUUUGACAGCGAGGAGCCGGUGCGCAAGAAGUACAUCAAGGAGAUGAUGGACUGGUCGAGGAAGUUCGGCGACUACCCUGCGGGUGAUCCUGAGCUACACCACGUCGUGGGCUCGCUCUACGCUGACGAGCACGAGACGGACGAGGCUGAGAAGCACUUGAUAUUAGGCACGAAGGACUCGCCCGAGGUUCUUACUCGCAUGGAGUACACGUGGUACAAGGAGGACGACUCCCACACGGCACCCCUCUAUGCCGCGCGGGCCGUGUUACCCUAUCUGCUGGUCGCUAAUGUCCGGGCAGCCAAUACUUCCUACAGAGCCUUCACCAGCGCGCUGACCUCGGACAAAAAGGACCUCAGCGUCCAGGACGUCAGCUCGCAGAACUCCGACGUCCGCGUUUUCCCGAGCCUCCCGCUGCUCAAUUUCCUGGGCUUGCUCCUCCUUGCCGUUCAAAGAGGCAGCCCCGACCUGUUCCGGCAGCUGCGGAAUAAGUAUGCUCCCAACAUCAACGAAUUGGGGGGCGCGUGGGACACGGCGCUGGAGAUGAUUGCCGAGAUGUACUUUGGGAUCCAGCGGCCCCGGCAGAGCAAUCCGCUAUUCGAUAUGAUGGGCAGCCUGUUUGGUGGCGGCGGAGGCGGAGGCGGCCCCCCGGGGGGGCGGCCGGCAGCUCGCCGGGUAGAAGCCCCGACUGCCGAAGGCCUGGACUAGAGAGUAAGGCUUUCAUGGCCUGGAUAGACUAGGCAAGAUACAGACACAGACGGGCAAAGAACACGAAUUGGUAGUGUACGGAAGCCAAAUCAGCUUCUCAUGCUGUACGCUUUUCUCACUGGUGACGUGGUAGCUCUUCUCGCUCGAACACCCAAUUGUCCUCGGCUAACGCAGCAACUUUGGCUCUCAAACUCGCUCUAACUGCCUCAAGCAGCUCUGUAAUCAUACGCACUUGGUCUCAGUUGAGGUUCAUGUUGACGGAUAGGGUUAAGGGGCCUAUAGGGAGUUUUAGAAGAGGAAGAGAAUCUCACCUUCUGGUUGUGCAGGUACACUA